This is a messenger RNA of Rhipicephalus microplus (southern cattle tick), 661 nucleotides long. RefSeq names its product trimethylguanosine synthase. The record is from RefSeq and is a predicted model, not a curated record. Gene Ontology annotation, cellular component: nucleus. Gene Ontology annotation, molecular function: RNA cap trimethylguanosine synthase activity. Gene Ontology annotation, biological process: 7-methylguanosine cap hypermethylation. NCBI's taxonomy places the organism in Eukaryota, Metazoa, Arthropoda, Arachnida, Ixodida, Ixodidae.
UCCACUUUUACCCUUCCGAAAACUCGGUGAUGCCUGGCUACAUCAAGGACAACCCUGAAUUCACCAAGUACUGGUUACAGCGCUACAGGCUGUUCUCCCGCUUUGACCAAGGCAUAAAGAUGGAUGAAGAGUCCUGGUUUUCUGUGACGCCAGAGAACAUCGCCAAGCACAUAGCGGAUCGCUGCAAGGCCAACGUUGUGAUCGACGGGUUUUGUGGCGCUGGUGGCAACACCAUCCAGUUUGCCAGAGUGUGCAGCCGUGUCAUAGCCGUGGACAUCAACCCAGCUAGGGUGGAGCUGGCACGACACAAUGCGGCCAUCUACGGUGUGGCGGACAAGAUCAAGUUCAUCGUUGGCGACUUCCUGGAGGUAGCUCCACGACUGCAUGGCGACGUGGUCUUCCUGAGUCUGCCCUGGGGAGGGCCCUCGUACCAGCAGAAGUGGUCUUUUGACCUCAGAGAUAUGGAGCCCAACUUGUUCCAGACAUUCGCUCUGAGCAGAAAGAUCACGGACAACAUCGCAAUGUUGCUCCCUAGGAACGCUGAUGUUGAUCAGGUUGUUCGGCUGGCUGGUCGUAGGAGGCUCAGUCGAUAUUGAAAAAAACAUGCUCAACAAGAAGGUCAAGACCAUCACUGCCUACUACGGGGAUCUCAUAAGGUCUC